Messenger RNA from Melopsittacus undulatus (budgerigar), 549 nucleotides. It is a transcript of the gene TOMM6, whose product is annotated as translocase of outer mitochondrial membrane 6. Lineage: Eukaryota; Metazoa; Chordata; Aves; Psittaciformes; Psittaculidae. Gene Ontology annotation, cellular component: mitochondrial outer membrane translocase complex. The transcript has 3 exons. The record is from RefSeq and is a predicted model, not a curated record. The coding region runs from base 23 to 229 and encodes 68 amino acids.
GCGAGCAGGAGGAGGAGGCAGCAUGGCGGCGGCGGCGGCGGCCGGGGCCGGGCCGGGCGCUGCCCCGCAGGGGCUGGGGGGGUGGCUGCGCAGCGCCUACCGGUUCGCUACCGACCGCAACGACUUCCGCAGGAACCUGCUGGUGAACCUGGGCCUGUUCGCCGCUGGAGUCUGGGUCGCCCGGAACCUGACGGACAUCGACCUGAUGGCCCCGCAGCCCGUCCCGUAGCGGCAGGAAGAGCCCCCGGGAAGCGCCCACCGGGACCAGGAGCAGGGUUCGGCCGUUCCGCCUUCCGAUGCCUCCGCCUGCAGGAGUGGGUCCCGUCCUCCUCCUCCUCCUCCUCUUCCUCCUCAGCGCUGCUGCUCACACCUCAGCCCCGUCUGGCACAGUGACAAAGGGGGGAAAGGCUUUUAGAUGCCGGAGGGAAGGUGGAUCCCUCGUGCGAGGCUCACGAGUGGCGUCUUCAGGGAUGUGAAGCCAUCAUGUGUGGGAUUUAUUCUGUACCCCCGUGGAGACGGUUAUUAAAGCCUGUACAAUAAUGACACGAC